Messenger RNA from Fragaria vesca subsp. vesca, 801 nucleotides. RefSeq names its product probable WRKY transcription factor 65-like. The record is from RefSeq and is a predicted model, not a curated record. Bases 1 to 801 code for a protein of 266 amino acids. The transcript is spliced from 3 exons. Gene Ontology annotation, cellular component: nucleus. Lineage: Eukaryota; Viridiplantae; Streptophyta; Magnoliopsida; Rosales; Rosaceae. Gene Ontology annotation, biological process: regulation of DNA-templated transcription. Gene Ontology annotation, molecular function: transcription cis-regulatory region binding; DNA-binding transcription factor activity.
AUGAGUGAUAUUGAUCACGACGACUACAACACCGCCACCACCUCCACCCCCGAAAACAGCUCCGGCUCCCCUCCUCCUCCUCCCGCCUUCAACGACGUCGUCUACUCCAAGAUCGCUUCCUCCCCCAAGAAAAGCAGCCGGCGAGCCAUACAGAAGAGAGUCGUGUCCAUCCCCAUCAAGGAAAACAGUAACACGAACACUCCGCCGUCUGAUUCCUGGGCCUGGCGGAAGUACGGCCAGAAACCCAUCAAGGGCUCACCUUACCCUAGGGGAUAUUACAGGUGCAGUAGCUCAAAAGGGUGCCCAGCGAGGAAGCAGGUGGAGAGAAGCCGAGCGGACCCCACUAUGCUGAUGGUCACCUACUCUUCGGAACACAACCACCCCUGGCCGGCUUCUAGAAGCCACCACGGCGCAAAACCCCAGACCAAAACCGAGGUCCGGGAGGAGGAGGAGGAGGAGACAGCGGCGGCCCAGCCGGAGCCCGACCCGGAGGAGAGGCGGUUCGCUGAUCUGGGCGGCGACGAGGAGCCGGCCCUGGUGAUCAUCCCGAGCGCCGCCGACGAGUUCGGGUGGUUCGCCGCCGACAUGGAAACGACGUCGUCGCGGGUGCUGGAGAGCCCGAUUUUCACGGAGAGCGGUGGGCCCGACUUUGGUGACGUGGCGGGGAUGGUGUUCCCGAUGGGCGAGGAGGACGAGUCGUUAUUCGCCGAUCUCGGGGAGCUGCCCGAGUGCUCGUUUGUGUUCCGGCACCGCCGUGUCGGAGGCGGAGGAGGUGUGGGACCACAAGUUCAGAUCUGUUGA